Molecule: messenger RNA, 972 nt
Organism: Hibiscus syriacus
Lineage: Eukaryota; Viridiplantae; Streptophyta; Magnoliopsida; Malvales; Malvaceae
Exons: 2
Coding region: 1-972 (323 amino acids)
Source: RefSeq, a predicted model, not a curated record
AUGGACCGGGUAUACACCAAAUAUAUCAAAGGUCAGCUUUUCAAGAAUGGGUUGGUAAAAGUUCAAGGGGUAGAUGAAAAGUGGGUAACUGACCGAAUUCUUCACAAAGGCAAGGGAGAAGUAAUUAUUUUGACUCACAUCAAGCAAUUAAUGAAGAAUCAUCCUGAUGAAUGGAAGGUGACUAACCUUUUCGCACUGGGUAUCUAUGGCAUUGUUAUCUUCCCCAAAACUUUGGGAUACAUCAAGGCAGCUGUGGUGGAACUGUUCGAACAAUUAACUAACAUCACUUAUAAUCCUUUAGAGAAAUUUCUUACACAAAAGUGGCGAGAAGACAUUCCGAAUGAGAAAUGGGUAAAUGUAUUCAUCCACCUUCAAGAUAAGGACAUUAUAUGGAGAGCCCUUUGGCUGACUUAUAGUGACAUCCUUUAUCAAUGUGGAGACUCAAUAAACAUAAUGUUACUUGGGUUAUGGGGAGGAGUUGGUUAUUCUCCGCUUUUAGCAAUUUGGCAGUAUGGGGCACGUCAAUUUGUCCCAGUUACACAUGAGAUAUUUGGAUCAGAGUUUGCAUACCAUGAGGAAAACUACAAGAAGAAGGUCAAAGAUGUAGUUGAGCUAUGGAAGAAGAUAUUUCGUACAGAUGUCGUAGCUUCUAAAGACAUGCUUACUCCAGAUUAUAUAAAAUGUAGAAAGCUAAGGAAGAAUGAAAUCGUUCCCAUACCAGAUCAUGAAGAUACUCGGACCAUGGAAGAACAUCUUAAACCUGUUCCCUCUGAAUUAGAGAUAGCAAAGAAGGAAUUCGAAGCUGAAAAGGAGAAGCUGAAACAAAGACUAAUGGAACUCGAAGCUGAAAAAUUCCAAUGGAAGUUAGAUGCCGAUACUCAAAAGGAUCGAGAAGACAUGUUAGAAAAGGAAUAUAAGAAUGUCUUCUUUGAGUUGGAAGAUUUGAGAACAGGGUAUCAAGAGCAAGUUUAG